AUGAUCAUGGCUACCACGACAAUCACCAUAGACCCUAAAACUGGGCUCGUCGACAGCAUUGAUUCAAGCAACCCUGUCAAUCCAAUACAACAGCAUCAAAACCAAUCGAUCCCGCAAAGACAUAGCCGAGUCGAUAUCUCUCAUUCAGCAUUGACCGAGAACGCAACACUAUCCACCCCCGCUGAAGAUAAGCCCUUCAAACCCACUCGACGCUUCUGGCUUGUCAUGCUGUCCAUCUCAGCCAUAUCUCUUUGUGGCUCUGUUGAGGGCACGAUCGUGGUCAAUGCCUUGCCAACCAUUGCCGCCGCCUUGGGUGGCGAUGGCAACUUGUACCUUUGGGUACCAAAUGCUUUCUUCCUAGCCUCCAUCUCGGUACUCCCACUGGUAGCUCAGAUCAGUGAUAUCUUCGGCCGCCGAACAAUGCUGCUGGGUUCGGUCUCGCUUUUUAUCUUCGGCAGCGCUUUGGGCGGUGCCAGCAAAUCAAUAACUAUGCUCAUCAUUGCCCGCACCAUCCAAGGUAUAGGCAGUGGCGCAGUCGACACGUUAACCGAGACCGUUAUUCUGGACUUGGUGCCUCUACGUGACCGUGCCAAGUACCUGGCAUAUGUGUCCAUAGGUACAACCCUUGGCUACGUUGGAGGGCCAUUCGCAGGCGGAGUAAUCGUUGUAAAGCUGGGCUGGCCCUGGGUCUUCUAUCUUAAUGCCAUCCUCGGUGGAGUUGCCCUCGUUAUGUUCUUCUUCUUUCUUCGUGUCAAGCACCGAAGAGGUCAGUCCUUUUGGUCCAAGGUCAAAAGAAUUGACUUUGGUGGCAAUGCCAUAUUCAUUGGCGCAGUUGUGGCUGUACUGCUGGCCCUUACCUGGGCUGGACCUGUGUAUCACUGGAAUAGUCCUCAGAUCCUAGUGCCACUCAUUGUUGGUUUGCUAGGUCUUCUCACCUUCGUCGGAUUUGAGUGGACUCCACGACUUGCUCCAGAACCAUCUUUCCCCCGCGCGAUUGUGGCUAAUCGCACGUCCUCAGCAGUUUUCAUCAUGACUUUGGUCAAUUCGAUAACCAUGUAUGGCACCUUUUAUUUCCUGCCUGUCUACUUCCAGGGCGUGCUUGCAAAGUCUCCACUGGCUUCUGGAAUUGCUCUUGCUCCCAUCUCUGCAGCAGUCAUCCCUUUUGCCGUUGUUUCUGGCAUAUUGUCAUCGAAGAUAGGCAAAUAUCGACCGGUUCAUGCUAUUGGUUGGGCUGCAAUGAUUCUCGCCGUCGGCCUGUGCAGCACUCUGGGCCGCCAUUCUCCUGCUGUGGCAUGGACGUGCUAUGAACUCUUGGGUGCCGCUGGGCUAGGCGCACUGUCCAUCUCACUACUACCAGCAAUGCAAGCGCCACUCGAGGAGCGCUAUGCCGCGACCUCUGCGGGUAUGUACAGUUUCGCCCGUGGAUUUGGUGCUAUAUGGGGUGUCACUAUCCCCUCUGUUGUCUUCAAUAACGUCGUCAAGCAUCAAGCUGCUGCCAGUAAUUCAGCUCUUGUCACAGCUCCAUCCUUGGUCGCACGUCUGGCCGAUGGUCAAGCCUACCAACUCGCUACCAAAGCAUUUCUCGAUUCCUUGGAUAAUACUUUGAUUCGAAACCAACUUAUUGCUAUCUUCGAACACGCCAUUCAUGUCGACUUCUAUGUCUUGGUCGCUUUCGCUGGCUUUGGCUUGCUUUUGGUACUGCUGGAGAAGGAGGUACCUAUGCGAACGCAGAACAAUACCGAAUUCGGGCUAGAGGAGGAUGAGGAUACAAACAACGCGCGAAGUGUCCGUGAUGGCGAUGGCGAAACUGGCGACGUAAUCAUUGAAGCUAUUAGGAGUCCAGACAUCACUGCUGAUGGCAUGACGCCCGGAGCGAUCGAUGUUAUUCCACUACAGAAAGUGAACGCCGCGGCUCGAUAG
Exophiala bonariae is the source of this 1920-nucleotide messenger RNA. RefSeq lists its product as uncharacterized. Gene Ontology annotation, biological process: transmembrane transport. Gene Ontology annotation, cellular component: plasma membrane. The transcript has a single exon. Lineage: Eukaryota; Fungi; Ascomycota; Eurotiomycetes; Chaetothyriales; Herpotrichiellaceae. Gene Ontology annotation, molecular function: transmembrane transporter activity. The record is from RefSeq and is a predicted model, not a curated record. Bases 1 to 1920 code for a protein of 639 amino acids.